Messenger RNA from Leptidea sinapis, 1325 nucleotides. RefSeq lists its product as uncharacterized. The record is from RefSeq and is a predicted model, not a curated record. Gene Ontology annotation, molecular function: L-malate dehydrogenase (NAD+) activity. The transcript is spliced from 6 exons. NCBI's taxonomy places the organism in Eukaryota, Metazoa, Arthropoda, Insecta, Lepidoptera, Pieridae. Gene Ontology annotation, biological process: oxaloacetate metabolic process; tricarboxylic acid cycle; malate metabolic process. Bases 60 to 1280 code for a protein of 406 amino acids.
UGGUUGAAACUAAUAACAAAUACGUCAUAUUUGUAACUAUUACCAUCUCAGAUAAUAUUAUGAAUUUUCAAACUUCACCAGUCUUUGAACCUCUUCGCGUAUUGAUAUUCAAUUCUCUUACCCCUGUAGCCAAACUGGUUUCGUGGAAAAUCUUAUCAGGAUCAGUCUUUGGGGAAAGUCAACUAAUUGAUCUGACUCUAGUGGUAUAUGUCAAUGAGAUACCUAGCGCUGAAUUGUUGAAGAAUGAAUUAGAAACUGGCGCAUUGUCAUGCAUGAAUACCAUAAAAAUUACAUCUGAUUUACCUAGUAUUUCAGAUGGCGACGUAUUCUGUUUCAAUACAAACUUUCCAAAUCCAAAUACCUACGAAGAAGAAGAAGAUGAAUAUGAUGAUUGUUUUAGUUCAUUGUAUCUCAUUAUCAAACUAGCAAGUAGCUUUACGUGGCCGGCUAGUAAUCAAAAUACAGAAGACACAAACGAAAGUGAUCUAAAUAGAGGAAAGUAUAUAUCUGCUUCUGUUCUUAAGAGGAAACCAAUUAUAGUAGCAGAUGGCAUUGUAACAAUUGACAUAUUGAAGUCGUUCUCAGAAAAUAUGCCUCCAGACUUGUUUUUCUUCCCUUCGCCACUAACAUCGAUUGCAAAGGCUGUUUUGGCUGAUUACUUAGGAGUCCGUUGUAAUAAUAUAAACGAUUCAUUGGUUUGGGCGGCAAAUGAUGAGGUUUUCCAUAUUCAAGUUGAAAAACCUAUAAUAACUAAAGGUGCAGUUACGACUAGCUCAUUAUGUGAAGGAGACACGAUCGACAAUAACUUCUUAGAAAGUAUAAAUAUGGAUUCAACACAAUUCAGCGAAACUUGGCUGAAAAAAGAUUUUCUCGACAAGGUGUGUUCAAUUGCAAGUAAAAAUCCAUACGGAUCUAUCUACAAAGCAUCCGAGUUAGCUAGAGUUAUGCGAGACGUGUGGAAAACACGUGCAGUCAAAAAUAACGACCAAUUAACUUACAGUACAAAUAUAGGCGUCAUAAGCGAUGGAUCUUUAAAUACAAUUAAAGGUUUGCCGUAUAUUUUACCAGUGACGUUCAACAAUGAUUCAUGGGAAGUCAACGAGAGAUUUGCAGAAGAUAUCCAUCUGAAACAAGAAAUAAAAAGGAUCAACUUAUGUGUUAAGAAGCAGCAUGCAAAGCUCAUUCCGUUGUGUAAAAAGUUCCUAGAGACACAUGUUAAAGCUCAAAUAACUGAUGAGUCAACUGAAUACAGCCGUGUUGUUAGUGUUUCAACAUUUUGAAAAAAAAAGCAAAAGAAAAAUGCAAGGAAUGUAUUUUAGGUAUUG